This is a messenger RNA of Trichechus manatus latirostris (Florida manatee), 1163 nucleotides long. RefSeq names its product protein FAM205C-like. The transcript has 5 exons. The coding region runs from base 57 to 1163 and encodes 368 amino acids. The record is from RefSeq and is a predicted model, not a curated record. NCBI's taxonomy places the organism in Eukaryota, Metazoa, Chordata, Mammalia, Sirenia, Trichechidae.
UUAGGUUCCAAGACCCUGGAAACCUAGGAAGGCAGAAGACGAAUGAAGUUUAGAUCAUGUGGAGCCCUACCUUUUUUCUGUGGGAUGUUGGAUAUCCCUUAUAUACCUAUGGCUCUAUCUUCAUGAUUGUACUAAUUAUUUGGCAAGUGAAAAAGAGCCAGCAAGGAUUAAGGUUGGGACCUAACAGGAGCUGUUACCUGUGUCACCGAAGAGUCAGACAAAGGGCUAGAGAUAGAACAUCAAGAGCUAGGAAAGCUUCCCAGGAAGAAGCUGAGAAACCACGGAAGCUGCUCUCUCUCAUGAAAAGCCAGGGCUGGCUUCCUCAGGAGGGAAGUGUGCGGCGGCUCCUGUGUGCAGACCCCUGCUGCCACAUCUGCAAUGACGUGGCUCUGGAGAUUCAGCAACUGCUGGCUGGUGAAAACACCCUGAUGGCCCCCACUUUAGCAGGGGCAUCACAGCACUCCUCUUGCCUAGAGGCUUUGUCUACGUCUGGUGUCUCUGAGCCGAGUGUGAAGCUGCAUUCCAAGAACUCCAGAGGGCUUUCAUUGGCAUCGGUAACCCCCACAGUGUCACAAGUAACAGAUCAGAAAUCCUUAACCCAGACGGCUGCCCCAUCAACCGGUGCGGUCAGCAUCCAAGAUCACUGGGAUGAACACCUGCAGCUCAGGCAGGAAUUUCAACUGCCAGAUGUGUCCUUGGACUCGGAAGCUCUGUGCUCUUCAAGGCUUGAGGAGCCUGGGAUUCCUGUGAACCAGCAGGAGAGGGAAAAGAGCAACUCUGAAUUUGUCCUGGAGAAACAAGAAGCUCCAGAAGCUGGCUUGGGAGAGAAGACGAAGCGCUUCCUAUACUGGCUUAACCCCAAGAUGGAAGGCCAAGGGCAAGAGGAAUGUAUUCUCCUCUCUAACCCUGUGACAGUGGCCAAAGCUAAGACAAAAAAUGUUGAGAAGAGCUCAGACCUCACCAACAACCAUGUGGGAGAAACUAAGUCAGAGAAGACAACAGGAAAUCCCAAGGCCCAACCUCCCCCAACUGAGGAGGAAAGCCUGACCUUCUCUGAUGCCCCCAGUGCUCAGCCAAUCUGCUCCAACAACACUGCCUUCAGUUUUGCCAUUCCUGGGUCUUGUGCCACCUCUACCAGUGCCCUGAACACUGUCCUCAACUGA